AUGCCAAGAUUACAACAAGCUUCAAGAGGCAUCAUCAGGACAGCAGACCUGGAAUUGCAACAGUCAGAAAAUAUAGCUUGUAAAAAAUGCAUAGCAGAAUAUGAAGCAGACUUUUUAGAUAAUUUGCAAGAUCUGGAAAGGAGGUCCAGCAAAAAUGCCAAAUAUUGUAUCGACCCUGUCAUGAUCGACAGUCAGCCAGAAUUGGAAUGGUACAUGAGACCUUAUCUGAUCGAUUUUUUGCUGGAAUUGCAUGCGUAUUUCAGAUUGAGACCAGAAACGUUGUUCUUGGCAUGCUCCAUCGUGGACCGGUAUUUAUCAAAACGAAUGGUUCGGAAGGCGCAUUACCAGCUUACCGUAAGUACAGCGUUGUGGAUCGCAGCCAAAUACGAGGACAAAAAAAGUAGAACGCCUCUUUUGAAAGAAUUGGUCCAUUUGUGUCGCAACGUUUACGAAGCCAAAAUGUUCGUGCAGAUGGAAAUGCAUAUUCUCAGUACUUUGGAUUGGUCAAUUGGGUGUGUUGCGUCCAGUUACGAUUGUCUAGCGCUUUUUCUCGACAUGGAGUGUUUUGAAAAAGACCCAGCCGCUUCGUCAAUCGCACAAUUGGCCUAUUUCCUUUUAGAACACUCGAUGUACGAGAGAAACUAUUUGCAACAUUCCUGCACAAUCCGUGCUCUCUCUGCGGCCCUGGUGGCCUCCAAAAUGAUGGAAAGUAGCAAUCUGGCAGAUCAGAUCCAUCUUGGCAUGUUUGCCAGCCCAGACCCACUUUUCCAAAGUGCUCUGCGGAAAUCAAAUGCGUUGAACGCAUUACCACUCACCACGGAGACUUUGCAAGACGUCAGAAAAUGCGGUCUCCUGUUUGUCAAUGACAUAUUCGGAACCAAAUUACUUCCGAAACCCUUUUCUGCCGCACUUCUUCAAAAAUACCGUGGCUCUUCUGUUGAACCCAUAGUAGAUCGCUACUGGUCUCAACAUAUCAGCCAGUACACUUCCUUCUGUCAAUUGACCCAAAAUUUGAAUGCAAUUGAUCGAGAACACGUCGAUGAAACCGUGGAGAACUUCAUCGAGAGCUUCGUUGGCCUAAGAUGUCUAAGAAAAAAUAACAGCGCUCAUUUCCCAGAGCCUUACAAAGCUGCAUAUUGGUCUAGUCGGUCCAGCAGUGAACACUCUGCUCAUAUUGAUUUGACAGACUGCCCAGGUGGCUGGCCUUCAAGUCCAUAUGCCUCUCAUCCGCCAACAACUGCAAAUUUAUCAGACUCCGAAUCUACCACGCCUUACACUCCACUAUCCUCAUCAGGCUCGAUAUUCAGCAGUAGUUUUUCAAAUUUAUCACAAUCUUCAGCUGGGUCGCCGAUGCUGUCUCAUACCGGCAAACCAUUAAUGACAAGGUGGACUUCCCACUCUCACGGCUACAACAAUACACAACGGGUCUUGACUCGUCUCAACAGUGUUGAGAGCAGUUUAAUGGAAUAG
Messenger RNA from Lachancea sp. 'fantastica', 1470 nucleotides. Lineage: Eukaryota; Fungi; Ascomycota; Saccharomycetes; Saccharomycetales; Saccharomycetaceae. The record is from the annotation of a GenBank genome assembly.